AUGACAACCCCAAACAACCGCCCCCCUCCACCCCCGAAAAACAUCCGCCCCCUCAACCGCUACAUAACCACGCACUCCCUCACGACCCAGAAAGCCAUCUUCUCAACCACCCUCCCAGAAGAAAUGCCCCUCCAACAAAUCAACGACUCAGCCGACGCGCAGUUCUCGCUCGCCUACACCACCGACUCAUUCCCCGUCGACCUGGCUGCGGAGCGCGACAUCCCCGCCUACAGCCACUACCUUUCCAACCCGCCGGGCAUCACGAUCAGCACGGGCACCGUGUGCCGCAUCGUCGACAUGCCGCCGCACGCCCUGAGCCCCAUGCACCGCACCGUGUCGCUCGACUACGGCGUCGUGCUGGAGGGCGAGGUCGAGCUGGUGCUGGACUCCGGCGAGACCCGCCUCCUUAAGCGCGGCGAUGUCGCCGUCCAGCGCGGCACUAACCAUGCCUGGCGGAAUGUUACUCCAGAUACUGUGGGCGCUGAUGGCGAGGCUGUGCAAAAUUGGGCACGGAUGUUGUAUGUGCUUUCUCCGGCGGUUGGGUUGGGGCUUGGGGAGGAUUUGGGCGGGAUUGAGGUUAGGGAUAGUACUUAG
Aspergillus homomorphus CBS 101889 is the source of this 594-nucleotide messenger RNA. RefSeq names its product cupin domain-containing protein. Lineage: Eukaryota; Fungi; Ascomycota; Eurotiomycetes; Eurotiales; Aspergillaceae. The coding region runs from base 1 to 594 and encodes 197 amino acids. The transcript has a single exon. The record is from RefSeq and is a predicted model, not a curated record.